GUCUCACCCACUGCUGCCCUGACCGCGGAGGGGACGGGCGGAAGAUGGUUGACUUUUUAGCCCGGCACGCCGAGCCCUCGGCGGCGUCGCCAGCGUCUAAAGGGCCGCUGAGAAGCGACCAAACACCCGCCGUCUGGCGCCUGUGAAGAGCUUCUUCCCACCUCACCGCAAAUAUUGACAGAAGUAUCAACGAGAAAACAUGGCAGAAACGGAGAAAGAAGGCAGACCUCCGGAACAUAAAAGAAGCCGAAAACCAGCACACCCGGUGAAGAGGGAGAUAAACGAGGAAAUGAAGAGUUUUGCAGAGAACACCAUGAAUGAGCUGCUGGGUUGGUAUGGCUAUGACAAAGUGGAGCUGAGAGAUUCCGACAACCUGGAGUUAGGCGAGACGCGGCAGCGCAUCUCUGUCCUUACAGAAAACUUGUUGCCAAAAAUUGCAGCUUCAAGAGAAAGCAGUGAAGCCUCUCCGGAUCGAGCCAACAGCUCCCACUAUUUACCAAACUCCAGGAAUGGAGUCACCGAGCACUCCAGCCUGCCAUUCACCUCCAUGACCAGCACCAAGGAACAUGGCAACCAGUUCAUCACUGUCCCUCCGCCACUGAUCAAGCCCCCUGCAGACGAAGAUGCAAACAAUGUUCAGAUCUUAUGCGCCUGGUGCCAGAAGGUCGGUGUCAAACGCUAUUCUCUGAGCAUGGGCAGUGAGAUGAAGAGUUUCUGCAGCGAGAAGUGCUUUGCUGCCUGCCGCAGAGCAUAUUUCAAGAGGAACAAGGCGAGAGACGACGAUGGCCUCGGUGGGAAAUUACUCCAGCACAGCUUUACUCAGGACACGCCCAGGCUUGUCUUCAAGACAAACAGCGAUGUGCUUGUGUGUGACUGGUGCAAGCAUAUCCGCCACACAAAGGAGUACCUGGACUUUGGGGCAGGUGAACGACGGCUGCAGUUCUGCAGUGCCAAAUGCUUGAACCAAUAUAAGAUGGACAUAUUUUAUAAGGAGACCCAAGCAGCACUGCCAGUAUCUCUCUGUAACCCAGGACAUGGGCCUGAAUUGGAGGGUAAGGCAGAGUGCAGUGGAGGUGUACAGCUACUUACUCCUGAAUCCUGGGGAACGCCUUAUAACGACCUUCGGCGGACAGCUCCAUCACCGGGAGGACCCAUCAACUCUUCAGUUCCUUGCACUUCAUCUAACAUGUCCUCGGAUGUCGUUUGCUCACCGUCCUCCUCCUCCUCAGCCAAGAUCUCCACACCCCGACCCCAUGAGAGCCCAACGCUCCCCCAGCCGCCCAUACCUACUUUGCAUCCAGCUGUUGGGGUCCCCUCUGGAAGCCCCCCGAUGGUGAUGACCCCUCGGGGGCCAAUGCCUUUGCCUCUGUUUAUGGAACAUCAGAUGAUGCAGCAGAUCCGACCACCAUAUCUACGUCCAUCGGUCCACCCAGGCGGACCCAACAGUCCCCUGUCAAACCCCAUGAUCCCUGGUAUAGGUCCCCCACCUCCACCCCGGACUCUUGGUGCUGCAUCUAGCUCCAUGCAUAGACCCAUGAUGUCCCCGCAUUUGUACCCUUCAUCCAAUCCUAAUCCUGGCAUGAUGCCACCUUAUCCUGGUUUUCAAAUGCCAGGGCUUCCCCCUUUUCCACCUAUCAAUAUGAUGCCCAAUGGACCCAUCCCCCUGCCACCGAUGAUGAAUUAUGGCCUUCCAUCCCUCGCCCCAUUAGUACCGCCACCAACCCUAUUAGUCCCUUACCCUGUCAUUGUACCCCUUCCAGUCCCAAUUCCCAUUCCAAUUCCAAUCCCCUUCAAUCCCAAAUCAUCCCAGGACCAGCAAGACAACAGCGCUCCUGUCUUUUCAGAUGUUUCAGCAUCUAGGUCUCCAAAUCCCCCUGUAGGAGAGAGAGACACACAGAGGCAAGAUGCUAGCAAUGGAGAAUGCCUCUCUCCUGAAAGCUCAGAGAGAAACAGGUUAGCGGUGAUGAACAUGACUGUGAAGGUGGAGGACAAUAUGAGGAACGUGAGUCCAACCAAUGACAUUAAACUACUGGAAGGGGUUAUUGAUUUAACUGUGAGCCAGAAAUCAUGCCAACAGCACGUCUUUCAGCGGAUGGCGCCUCAGGCUCAGAGCAAAAUAGAAGCAGUGGUUGAGUCAAGACCUUCACCACCUGUUGGGCUAGAAAAGGAAGUUAACGGCUGUCACAAUCUAUGGGAAGGGCCGGCAUUACAGAGACCCCUCAGUAAUACUGAGAUGUUUGGGACCACUCGCUCAGACACUCUGGGAACAUCUAAUUCAACUUCCAGUGACAAAAGCUUUUCUUUGGAUGUGAAUGGUCUUCAAAAUGACAUUACUACACAACUUGCUUCCAGCACACCAAGGAUUCAACUCCAAACAAGCCCUGCAUCCCCGUGUAAUGUUAUUGUCAAUGGCACAGAUUGGCAUUCACUUCAUACUUUUCACUCUGAGAGAACACGAGAUGGGGUUGCAGCGGAAGAAAAGGCAGUGGAGCACCCAGCAAAUGGUGAUCUGGAGCGAGAAGCCCUAAAAGAGAACAACUGUUGUGUGGGAGAAUGGGAAUCUGUGAAGCGGUGCUCAACGCAUGGCCAGAUGUUUGAGGCAGAGAGUAAAUCAGACCUUGACUCCAAUGUGGAGGAUGGGGAACAUGCCUACACCGUGCCUCUACUAUCUACAGGAGGUUGCGUGGUUAUCCAGCCUGUGCCAAAGCCCGGCACUGAGAAAACAGCCAUUCUGUCCUGUUCCAUUAGUACACCAUUAUCAGCAACCGGCAGCCCAGAGCUGGGGCCUUCACCGAAGAGGCGAUGUCUGCGAAUCCGCAAUCAAAACAAAUGAGAUGGAUGCUCCAAGGACUGCUGUGCCAUCCACACCACAACCCACACUGCGUACACGCACACAUCCUCGUCAUCAUCCAAUCUACCAGCAUCACAAAUCGCCUUUAACUUAUACAACAACACUCUUGGAUGGAAGGACUUAAUACAGUGAUCACUGCUCGCUGGCCCCAUGUACAGUAACGUAUCCCAUCUGAAGCAGAUGCUCUCUCCAUUGUCUCUUAUAUUGAAUGCACUAUAGUACAAAGUUUGGAGGUUUGUUCAAGGAUGAUUCUUAUAUAUUCUAAAACACUGCUUUGUGGUCCAACACUUCUCUGCAGCAGUGACAAAAAUAUAAAAUAUUGCCCACGCUUUUAGGUCCUUCUAAAAAAAAGUGCACUUGGAAACCUUAUAUGCAGUUUGAAUUCUGAUGUGUGGUAACCGCAAACAUGAAAAAACAAGCCUUCUAAAUAUUUGUAAUAUUUCCUAAAAUGCAGCAAAUCAUACACUGUGGAAUGGUGCAACCUUGGUCAGUGUAUGUUUCGGUCAUUGAAUUUUCAUUUCAAGAAUGGAAAUUGGAAACCAAAAACAAUUUGUUUAUCUGAGUUUCAUUUUGAAAUACAAAAAAUAAAAGUGGAAAAAUAAACCAUUUUGUGUCGAAAUGCAAUAACUAUUUAUAAAAAAAAACAAUUCGAUUUUUUUUUUUAUACAGCUGUACCUUAAUUUACGAGCUUAACUUGUUCUGUGACAGAGCUCUUAACUCAAAAUAUUUGUAUCUCAAAUCAAUGUCUCCCAUUAAAAGGAAUUAAAAUCAAUUAAAUUAGAGCAUGACCCCCCCCCCCAAAAAAAACCAAAAAAAAAACCAUCCAUCCAUUUUCUACCGCUUGUCCCGUUCGGGGUCGCGGGGGUUGCUGGAGCCUAUCUCAGCUGCAUACGGGCGGAAGGCGGGGUACACCCUGGACAAGUCGCCACCUCAUCACAGGGCCAACACAGAUAGACAGACAACAUUCACACUCACAUUCACACACUAGGGACCAUUUAGUGUUGCCAAUCAACCUAUCCCCAGGUGCAUGUCUUUGGAAAAACCCAUCACGAUUCCAAAAUGUAGCAUGGAUUUUAAAAAUAAAAACAAACUUUUAGAUUAGAAAUAUUUUAUAAAAAUAAUACAAUUGAAUGUACUACAAACAACUAUGGCAGUUUUAUGAAAUAAUGUAAUAAUAAUAAUGGACAUAAUUUACCUUGGAGAGUGGACUCCUACAGUAUCUCCUACCAGCUGCUUUGUUGUCAAACCCACCAUCAGCAGCUUUUCCAUAUUUGUAUGGAUAAAUGAUUGCUGUUUAGAUGUUAUUUUAAUGUUCUUGUCUAGCAUUAGAUUCAUUCUCAUUCUAACUCAUUCAUGUUUUUGAUUAUUUCUUCUUUAAUGAAAUAAAAAGCUACAUGCAAAUGCUAGCGAGUAAGAUAAGAUGUUCUGGAUGGAUCUUAUAAGGCUUACUGUGACAUUUGCUACGCCAACUAAUUGUUGGGAUGCUUGGAACUCAAAUUUUAGCUUUCAUCUCAUACUCUUAUACUCACGAGAAUUAUCAGAGAGACUCUUAUCUCUUAUCAUAAAACACUCUUAAGUUGAGGUACCACUGUAUUUUAUACAAUAAAAUAAAACCACCAACAAAAAAACCCGACCAAAAACAGAUGUUUUCUAUAUUCUGACACCAGAACCGGAAGUUGCUAUUCAAAGACAAGACUGCAGACUGGCCUGUUGGAAAAAAGAGGGUGGUGUUGUAGCCUGCGUUUGUACUUUAUAUAAAACUAGUGCCGUCAAAGGAUGAUUUUGUUUUACCAGAAUAAUUACACUUUUGAAUUUGGAUUAAUAAUGAUUACGGUAAUCACAGGUUAUUACUUGCUUGCAUAAUUCAAUUUAACUUGAAAAAAUUACCCCAGUAUUUUCACACAAAUUCAAUUUUAUUGUCAAAAUGUCAUACAGGAACAUUUUUUAAAAAUGCUUUACUUGAAUGCACAUCGUUGUUUUGCUCAAACAUUGCUAAAAGUGUUAUGUUAAGUCCAGUCAGGGUUUAUUUUUAAGUGAAAUUUACAACCGAGCACACCCGUUGGAGUCCCCUCGCUCAUCUUUGCACUGACAUAUGCGUUGACCUGAUCAAUAAAAAACCUUGGUGCCUUUCAAGUAACCAUCCACGGUUAUAUGAAGCCAAAACACUGCUAGUAAAAUUUGGUAACAAAAAAAAAAAAUGACAUCGUAGAAAAAGUUGUAUUGACACCAAAACAAGUUUCGGCAACAAAUAAAUACAAACAUUAAAAAAGACAGUAUCAUGGUGGAUAUAUUUUUUGUUUCAUGACAUGUUUUCGAUGCCAAUAUUCAUAUGUUUGUGCACUUUUACGGUUUCAAAUUAAUGGCAGCAGGUGCCACAGUUUUACUAGACUUGGGCAUGCAGGUAAAAGACUGUAAAGGAAGACGGGAGGACUCAGGGCAUCAAAAUAUACUUUUUUAAAAGCUUCAUAAUAUGAAACUAUGAGGUUAAUUUUUUUUUAUUUAUUUUUUUUAAUAGGCUUAUGUGUGUUGCUGUCAUCAGAUUU
Messenger RNA from Nerophis lumbriciformis (worm pipefish), 5394 nucleotides. RefSeq names its product sine oculis binding protein homolog (Drosophila) a (gene sobpa). Lineage: Eukaryota; Metazoa; Chordata; Actinopteri; Syngnathiformes; Syngnathidae. The record is from RefSeq and is a predicted model, not a curated record. Gene Ontology annotation, cellular component: nucleus. Gene Ontology annotation, molecular function: zinc ion binding. Gene Ontology annotation, biological process: animal organ development.